CCCAAAACGACAGAGGAAUUCAGAACAUCAUCAUCGUUUCUUCAGCCUCUGUUGUUCUCGGCGGAAAAUGAGCUUGUUUUUGCCGAUGAGUGCCUGCAGUUCUUCGAGAUGCUACUCCUCAGUUUCGUCGAUCCCAAUAGGGUUUCAAUCGAAUCCCGUUAAUGGCGGCUCGGGUUAUUACCUAAGAAGAAACAAAUUCGCUUCUCGGAAGUUUGUCGUGUCUUGCUCUUCUUCCCCUGAUCCGCUUUUGGUUAAGGCGGCAAAAGGACAAGCAGUGAAUCGCCCUCCAGCCUGGAUGAUGCGGCAGGCGGGAAGGUACAUGGCUGUGUACAGAAAGCUAGCCGAGAAACACCCAUCGUUCAGGGAGAGGUCAGAGAACACUGAUCUAAUCGUCGAGAUCUCAUUGCAGCCAUGGGAAGCAUUCCGUCCAGACGGCGUCAUCAUUUUCUCGGAUAUCCUCACCCCUUUACCAGCAUUCGGUGUCCCUUUCGACAUCGAAGAUGUCAAAGGUCCUGUGAUCCAGUCACCCAUCCGCUCGGAACAAGAUUUAAAGAAAUUGCAUUCGAUUGAUCUAGACAAGCUGCAUUUUGUUGGAGAAUCUCUAAAAAUUUUGAGACAAGAGGUUGGGGAACAUGCUGCUGUGUUGGGUUUUGUCGGGGCACCUUGGACAAUUGCUACAUAUAUCGUAGAAGGGGGAACUACCCGAACAUACACGAUCAUCAAGAGCAUGUGCCAUACUGCACCAAAUGUGUUGAGGACUCUCUUAUCUCAUUUAACACAGGCCAUAGCCGAGUACAUUGUUUACCAAGUCGAGCACGGGGCUCACUGCAUACAAAUAUUCGAUUCUUGGGGUGGCCAACUGACUCCCGAGAUGUGGGAGCGCUGGUCAAAACCCUACAUUGAAGAGAUUGUGCAAACUGUAAAGAGAAGAUGUCCAGAGACACCAAUAGUUCUUUACAUCAAUGGAAAUGGUGGCCUUCUUGAACGUAUGAAAGGAACUGGAGCCGAUGUUAUUGGCCUUGACUGGACUGUAGAUAUGGCUGAUGGAAGGAGGCGCCUGGGCAGCGGGAUCAGUGUACAGGGAAAUGUCGAUCCAGCUUACCUCUUCUCUCCGCUCCCUGCUUUGACCGAAGAAAUUCAAAGGGUUGUGAAAUGUGCUGGACCUGGAGGGCACAUUCUCAACCUAGGACAUGGAGUGUUGGUAGGGACACCAGAGGAAGCUGUGGCUCAUUUCUUUGAAACAGCAAGAAGCUUGGAAUACAAUACAAUCUUUCAAAAUCAUAUUCCAGCAGAUAAAGCUCAAUCGAAAUUGGUUGCCUGACGAAUCUGACAUUCAGUAGCAGAGGUGAAAUUCUCCAUGCUUUCUUCGGUCUUUUGAAAAGUUUUAGAAUGUUUUUGAACACUGCCUUAGAUAGUCCGCUGAUAGACCUCCAGGUCUCGGAAUCUGUCCUUUUCAGACAUAUCGACGAGGACAUGUUAGGUUGCCCGAAAAUCUGUCCUCACGGCCAAGCUUGCAUUACUCAAAUGUGGUUUCUGAGUUGUUCUUCUGCUUCAAUUUUGCUGCUACUAAUUGGCUGCUGAAUUUACCUCACAUCAAUGUGUUUUUUUAUUUAAUUCA
This is a messenger RNA of Tarenaya hassleriana, 1618 nucleotides long. RefSeq names its product uroporphyrinogen decarboxylase 1, chloroplastic. Bases 68 to 1321 code for a protein of 417 amino acids. Gene Ontology annotation, biological process: porphyrin-containing compound biosynthetic process. The record is from RefSeq and is a predicted model, not a curated record. The transcript has 6 exons. Gene Ontology annotation, molecular function: uroporphyrinogen decarboxylase activity. Lineage: Eukaryota; Viridiplantae; Streptophyta; Magnoliopsida; Brassicales; Cleomaceae.